AUGACAUCAUUAUCAAUAGAUCAAUUCUUAAAUGAAUUGGAAACUCUAGAAAAGAAACAAACGAAUCUACCAAAAGAUUCACCACUGACAUUUGAAAAUGGUGUAGUAACAACCAAUAUUAUAGCCACUGCCAAUGGUAUGCCUGAUCUAUCUGUAUACAAUAGAAACAUAGAUAAAACAAUUUCUACAUCUCUAUUCCCUAUUUCUUUAAAUAAUUGUAUUCCAUUGUUUAAUGAUGAUACACCAGAUUUGUUGGGAAAGGUUAGAGAUAGUUUCACUAGUGUUUCGCUUGGUAAGAGUGAUUUCCAGGGUUGUUGGGCAAGAGAUGUCGAUUGUAGAUCGCUGGCAUUCAAGGCGUUGCUGAGUGCAGAGGGAUCGGCACCGUCAACCACCAUUCAGUUGGAGGUCGAUCAAGUCAAUCAUCAGCUAUCGAUGUCCGCCUACAAAGAGAUAGAGUUGAACACCAAUCUCAAUGCUACCAACUCUACUUCGUUGAUGCGUAAUUGGAAUGAGAGUGGAACAGAGUUUCACCGUGGAGAUGCACAAGCAUUCCCUUUCUUGCCUGGUGGAAUGGAGCCUGCCAAACCAACAGCAACUUCCUCUGUCCACGCCAACGAUAAGAGUGAACCUAUCGAUUGGAUGUCAUUCUGGAAACAACCAUCUCAACUAUUAACAAAAGCACCUGGAUUAUCACAUGGUUUAUCAGUUACAACACAACAAAAACAACAGCAACAAGUAACUUCAACAUCAACAUUUGAAUUGAUUGAUGAAGAUGAAGAAGAAGAAGAGGAAGAAUAUGAAGAAGAGGAAUAUGAAGAAGAAGUUGAGGAAGAAGAAGAAGAAGAAACAAAGGGUGAUAAAGAAUCAUCAGAAACAGUAGAUGAUUCUUUAGAUAAGGUUAUUGGAGAGAGUAGUUCAUCUCUUGAGAAUAAACUGGAGAGUUUGUCGAUUGAGGAGAUAAAAGCAAAGGCAUCGGAAGCUACUACAGCAAUCUCAGAGAAUGUCGAAAGAAAACAAUGGGCAUUCAACGAUACCAAAGAGAUAACUACACCGUUCAAAGAGUUGAUUACCAAUCCUGCCAUUGAAUAUCCAUUCGAGUUGGAUUCCUUCCAGAAACAGGCUAUCUAUCAUAUGGAGAAGGGUGACAGUGUAUUCAUCUCGGCACAUACCUCUGCCGGUAAGACAGUGAUUGCCGAGUACGCCAUAGCGAUGGCUGCCAAGAAUAUGACACGUGCUAUCUAUACUUCGCCAAUCAAAGCACUGUCCAAUCAGAAGUUCCGUGACUUUAAGAAUACUUUCAGUUCAGUCGGACUGAUCACCGGUGACGUCUCGGUGAAUCCGUCGGCAGCGUGUCUCGUGCUCACCACUGAGAUUCUGCGUUCGAUGCUCUACAAGGGUGCCGAUCUAAUUCGUGAUAUCGAAUGGGUUAUUUUCGAUGAGGUUCACUAUCUCAAUGAUAUCGACCGUGGUGUCGUGUGGGAGGAGGUUAUCAUUAUGUUGCCGGCACACGUAAAGAUUGUGCUCUUGUCCGCCACUGUUUCCAAUCCUUUGGAAUUCGCCGAUUGGAUCGGUAGAACAAAGAAGAUGCAUAUCUAUGUGAUUGGAACAACUAAACGUCCUGUUCCUCUCGAGCAUUACAUCCAUACGCAAUCGAAUGAUCUCUUCAAGAUCGUCGAUAGUUCACGUAGAUUCCUGAGUGACGGUUACAACAAAGCAUAUGCUUCGAUCUUUAAGGAGACAACAAACCAGCCUGGCGGUGGAAACAGAGGUGGUGGUCGUGGUGGAAACAUGGCGGGUGGCGGUGGCGGUGCCAAGCGUUCAUCCGGUUGGUCCAAACUCAUUAUGAUGCUAAAGGAAAAGAAUCAACUCCCGGUGAUUGUGUUCUCAUUCAGUAAGGCGAAAUGUCAGGAUUAUGCUUUCAGUUUGGGAUCGAAUGUCAUUCUAACGACGAGUGGUGAGCGAUCUAUUAUCAAGGUAUUCAUUGAGGAAUCGCUGGCCAGACUGCGUGCAGAAGACAAGGAGCUACCACAGAUUCUUCAGAUUCGUGACUUUUUGGAGCGUGGUAUCGGUGUCCACCACGGUGGUUUGCUUCCAAUCGUCAAGGAACUCGUUGAGAUUCUCUUCUCGAAAUCGUUGGUUAAGGUGUUGUUUGCCACAGAGACAUUCGCGAUGGGUGUGAACAUGCCUGCUAAAACCGUUGUCUACAGUCACAUUAGAAAACACGAUGGAACGCAAUUCCGUGACUUGUUGCCCGGUGAAUACACCCAGAUGUCAGGUCGUGCAGGUCGUCGUGGUCUCGAUGCCGUCGGUACUGUCAUCUUGGCGUGCUGGAAGGAUCUACCGGAGCAAACCACUAUGGAAUCAAUGAUUCUCGGUGUACCAUCGAAACUUCACAGUCAAUUCCGUCUCACCUAUAAUAUGAUUCUCAAUCUCCUACGUGUGCAAGACUUCAAGGUUGAAGAUAUGAUCAAACGUUCAUUCUCAGAGUUUGCCACUCAAAAAGAUGUUCCAGAGAUGCGUAAUGCCAUUGAGUCGCUAAGAAAAGAUUAUGAAGCGAUUCCACCGAUUCAGUGUAUUCUUGGUGAGCCCGACAUUGAGAACUACUACAAUAUGUAUUCGGAAAUCAAGUCGUCCAGUUCGUUCACACAGCGUGCCAUCCUUUCAUCGCAAUCCGAUGCACAUUUCCAAGCGGGUCGUGUCGUUGUAUACAAUCCAAAGAAUCAAUCCUCUGUGUUUAUUGGUUGCUUACUUGGUUGUAGUAUCCCAAGUGGUGGUGGUGGAUCACGUCAAUUUGCCAACUCUCAGAUCAACAGAACUUUCCGUAUUUUCGUUGCCCACGAAGAUGGCACCUACAAGAUCGUCAAUAGUGAAUCUGGGGAUGAAGAGAUCAAGAGAAUCUGCAAUGAAAAGCUAAAGAUUGAGCUGAAAUCGAUUGAAGCCGGUGAAGCUGCUUCCAGCUCCGUACUCGUUCAGCAACUUCAUCGACUUGUCGAAGAGUAUCCAUUGCCAUUAGGACCACCUGCAUUGGACCCAAUCACAAAGCUCAAGCUCAAGAGUGUAGAGUUUGUCGAGAAUUAUCAACGUCUACAGAAAUUGGAGCAGCUGCUACCGGAAUCCAAGUGCCACAAGUGUCCAAAGUUGUCAGAACAUUUCGCACUCACUGAGAAUCGUGCCAAGAUUCACCAACAGUUGGCACAGGUAACUCACUCUGCCUCCGAUGAAAACUUGGCACUAAUGCCCGAGUUCCAGACUCGUCUCAAGAUCUUGCGUACACUUGGAUACAUUGACGAAGAUAACAAUGUACUUCUCAAGGGUAAGGUAUCUCGUGAGGUCAACACCUGUGAGGAAUUGAUCGUUCCCGAGUUGAUCUUUGAGAACUUCUUCUUGGCACUCGAACCAGCAGAAAUCGUUGCGGUACUUUCAACAAUGAUUUUCCAUGAGAAGGAUGCCACAGCGCCAUCUUUAACACCUCGUCUCAACGAAGCAAGAAAAUCACUAGAGAAACUAGCUGACAGAAUCAAAGACAUGGAGCACGAUCACGGUCUGGAGACACCGACCAACGGCGAAGAAUCAAAGAUACUCAACUUUGGUUUGAUGGAAGUAUGCUAUGAAUGGGCCAAAGGUAUGCCAUUCCACGAAAUUUGUAGACUCACCAAUGUCUUAGAAGGAACAAUCGUAAGAGCAAUCACAAGAAUCGGUGAAACUUGUCAAGAAGUUAGAAAUUGUGCAAGAAUCAUUGGUGACACCAAACUCUACCAAAAGAUGGACGAAUCAAUCAAAUUAAUCAAGAGAGAUAUUGUCUUUGCUUCAUCUCUAUAUAUUGUUUAA
Molecule: messenger RNA, 3828 nt
Organism: Heterostelium album PN500
Lineage: Eukaryota; Evosea; Eumycetozoa; Acytosteliales; Acytosteliaceae
Product: DEAD/DEAH box helicase
Exons: 2
Coding region: 1-3828 (1275 amino acids)
Biological process (GO): nuclear-transcribed mRNA catabolic process, 3'-5' exonucleolytic nonsense-mediated decay
Cellular component (GO): Ski complex
Molecular function (GO): RNA binding; RNA helicase activity; ATP binding
Source: RefSeq, a predicted model, not a curated record